Paramecium sonneborni is the source of this 237-nucleotide messenger RNA. NCBI's taxonomy places the organism in Eukaryota, Ciliophora, Oligohymenophorea, Peniculida, Parameciidae. The record is from the annotation of a GenBank genome assembly.
AUGCAAGCAAUUCCAUCUCAUGCAUUAAAUUAAUUGAUUUUAAAUGGAGAUCAAAGCCCAGCUCAAGAAGAGAAUAGUCCACAUUAAUUACCAUAAUCCAUUCGAUUAAAACAAAUAUAAUACAUUGAAAUGCCAAAAAAUAGAAUUAAAUAAAAGAAAAGAAGCAUUUAAGAAAUUACGGAUGAGUUGCUUCAAUGGAAAUAUUUUCUUGAUCAUAAAUUCCAACAUCAUGACUGA